CACAUGAGGCACAAAGUUGCCAUGUUGCGGUUGGCGCUGCUGUUGACGCUGCUGCUGACGGCGCAGGCGAAGCCAGAGACAGAGGUGAAGGCGAGUGCGGACCAGGAUGGGCAGACGCCUGUGGGAUAUGCCGACAACAAGCCGCCCACUCAUGAGUUACCUCGGCCAUUAACCAUACCGGCGGAGCUGACAUACGGCCAAGGCCAACGGAGACCCCGCUCCCGCCGGCCCACUCUGAUGGAUGUGGCGCUGCAGCAGAGCGUGCAGCAAGGACUCAAUGCCAUGGCCGACCUCUACGGCAGGAUCCAGCCUCAAAUGCUGCUUAAUGGUCAAACGCUGCAGGACAAUCAUCCAGCUGCCCUGCUCUCCCGUUUCAAUGCGCCCAAUGCGGAGUCGGAACAGCGCGAGAUGGCCGCCUAUGCAACCAUCGAAGCCACGAAAGCCUUUCGUCACAACUUCCAGCACAUCGAUGAGCUGGCACGCCAAUCGCAUGCACACAAAAUCUCACUGCGUCGCACGGCCCUGGAGGCACUAUGCCCGGUGCGAGACCCUCCGCCGUGCAUGCCGGCGGCGGAGCGCUACCGGACGCACGAUGGCACGUGCAACAACAAGCGCAGGCCGCGCUGGGGCGCUGCACAGAUGCCCUUCAAUCGGUUCUUGCCGCCCGAAUAUGGCGAUGGAGUGGACAGCGUUCGCAGCUCAACGGAUGGCAGCACUUUGUCCUCAUCGAGAUUCGUCAGUCUGCUGGUGCAUGGAGCUCGCGAAGGGGAAGCACCUCUGACUCUCAUGAUAGCGCAGUGGGGCCAGAUGCUGGACCACGAUAUGACGUCCACGGCACAGCCGCGUUCGAUUAAUGGAUCCAUACCCAGCUGCUGUGGCGGCAAGGACUUUCAUCCGUCCUGCUUUCCCAUCAAGGUGCCACUGGAUGAUCCCUGGCUGUCACCGCUCAAAGUUCGCUGUCUGGAGUUUCUGCGCUCCGCACCGGCUCAGCGGCGCGACUGUGUCUUGUCCUGGCGAGAGCAAACCAACCAAGCCACAUCCUACAUCGACGCAUCGCCGAUAUACUCAAACAGUGCCAAGUCCUCGGACAAUGCGCGCAUUUUCCGUAAUGGCCUGCUGAUAUACGGCCGCGGCAAUCCGGCGGAAGAUGUGUGCCAGCGCGGCGCCAUUGCCACGCAGUGCAUCAGAGCGGGCGACGGCCGCAGCGGCGAGCAGCCCGGGCUUCUGGCCAUGCACCAUGUGUGGGUGGGCGAGCACAAUCGCAUCGCCAUGGAGCUGAGCGAGCUGAAUCCGCACUGGAGCGACGAGAAGAUCUACCAGGAGGCGCGCCGUAUUAUCGGCGCCAUGUUCCAGCACAUCACAUAUCGGGAGUUUCUGCCGGUGGUGCUCGGCCAGGAGGUGUGCAAGCUGUUUGACCUACAGCUCUUGAGCACAGGCUACUACGAGGGCUACGAUCCGAAGGUCAAUCCGACUGUGGCCAACGCUUUCUCUUCGGCUGCGUUUCGAUUCGGCCACUCCCUGGUCCAGAACUCCUACAUGCGAUGCGAUCGCCAUCACAACAUGAUCAACAACAAUGUUAGUUUGCACGAGGAGUUUCAGAAUGGCGACAUUGGAACGGCGGGCUCGCUGCAUCGUCUGCUACGCGGAUUGGCAUCCCAACGAGCGCUCAAGCGAGACGAGUUCAUUACGCCCGAGCUAACCAACCACUUGUUCCAAACGCCAGGAUUUCCCUUUGGCCUUGACCUGGCCGCCAUCAACAUUCAGCGUGGGCGUGACCACGGCCUAGCUCCAUACACUGCGUGGCGAGUGCCCUGUGGCCUCAGUCCGAUUCAGACCUGGGAUGAAUUCGCUAAUGUGGUCGGCCCAGAGUCAGCGAAGCGAAUUGGACACGCUUAUCGCAGCGUUCACGACAUCGAUCUAUUUGUCGGCGGCAUUGCGGAAAGACCUGUGAUAGGCGGACUGGUGGGUCCAACUUUUGCAUGCAUCAUAGCCCAGCAGUUUAGCAAUUCGCGACGCGGCGAUCGUUUCUGGUACGAAAAUGGCGGGUUCGAGAGUUCCUUCACGCCAGCCCAGCUCCACUCGAUCAGAAGAGUCUCGCUGGCACAAGUGCUAUGCCGAGCAGUGGGCGGGGGUACGUUCCAGCCACAUAUAUUCAUACCCGCUGAGUUUCCUGACAACGAACGUCAGAACUGCGGCACUGGCAUACUGGGAUUCAUUGAUCUAAGUCCUUGGCUGGAGCAGGAUCCAUUCUUGCCGGCCAAGCAACAGCCCGAGCACGUUUUUAGCAUCGUAGAGUCGGAAUCGCCCCAAAAUGAAAUAGGUGUCAGGCCAAUCGUCAAGGAGGACAAGGCGGGUUUCUCCAACCGCGUGAAGCCUAUGCAACCCCAUGUUGAGUUUAACCCCAACUCAGCGACAGGCUUCCUCCGACCGACGAACGCCAACAUAAGCAAGAUAAACGACAAGCUCGACCUUAAACGUAAGACGCAGACCGUGACCAAGACGAAGACAGGAAACAAUAACAACAGGAAUACGAACCCAACUCGAGGUGUAAGCAAUAAGCUAGACAAGUCGCCCAAAAUAACUAUUAAUAUAAAGAACGUGAGCAUUAGAAAACCUGGGGGAACAGGUCCGAAACGCACAGUGGUUAUAAACAACAUACCUCUGGAGCUACGCAGCGCCGGUGAUGGUAAUAUCACAGCAUCGGCAAAGACUGACAACGAAUCAGACACUAUAGACGGAGACCCAGGACUGCAACUUCUUAAUACAGAACUACCAGAGUUCCGAGAUAUCGACAGUGAACAGCAUACGACUGUGACUACUGACAAAUCGGACAGUACAACCGAAAAUACGAUACAGCCACAUUUACAAGACAGCAACACAGACGACACACUUGACCCACUGAGACAAAGCCCUACAGAGCUUGACAAUCUUAAACGGGUGCCUCGUCAAGUGACAAAACCGAAUAAAAAGGACGAAGAACCAAACACUAGACUCUUGCACGGCCAACGGAAUCGUACGACAACUCAAUCGACAACAACAGAGACAAUAUCGAGAAAAACAACGCCAAGCAUUACCCGUAGUCGUACAACCAAGUCCUCUAAAAUCUCGAAGACAACAAAGCGGGGCGUGGAACUGCGUAGCCACUACCAAAGCAGACCGGUCUACCCCCAAAAAGUAGUCGUAAACGGACCCCACACAAACGACCAAUACGAAAUUGAGAUUAAUAUACGACAGACAAACAAAAGUCCGGUAACGAGACCGAUUGCCGCAGAGUAUACCGACUAUACGACAUCGACUGUCUACAGACCCUACAACAACUACGAAAAUAGCUACGCUCCCCAGUUCAUGGACUAUGCCAGCACAACGCCCAGCUACGGCUAUUAUCCAACGCAUAGGGACACCAUACCGCCGCAGCUACAGAAAACGAAACCGCCGACUAUCAUCUACCUUAACGACAACGAUGACAGACGUACCACAACACGUGCACCGAAUAUAUUUCAGAACUUCUUAACCUUUGCCACCAAUACCUUCAAUCCGAAUGCCAACAGACGACCAACACAAGCACCACAGACGCCUAGUCCGAUUUCUUCGUUCCAUCAAGAGCGACCUUAUCAAGAGACUCAUGUGAUAAAUAGUCCCAUCAGCAGCUCUCUCAGUGUAAGCAGCCCGGCACACUAUGCGCCACGCCCACCCCUUUCGCAAACCCAUUCGACUUCUAGCAAUUCCCAAAUCGGGGUAAGCCAAAAUAAUUAUUUGCAUGCCUCCAGCUCGGCCGUCAGUGCUGGCAACUAUGGCAGCAUUUCUGGUGUGGCCAGUGCGAAUGGUGCCGACAGCAUCUUUAGCUUUAAUAUCCGCCCACGUCCGGAUAAUAAUCCCGUGUUUAGUUCCUACCCACGUCCGCAGAGCUUGGGAGGCAGCUACGGCCUCGUCUCACAAUCACCGUACAAACCCGACUAUCAACAGAGCCAUAGCGAGCUCUAUUACGAUCGAGAGCUAACACAAAAUCCGAGUCCUUUCUCUACUGGUUCCGUGGUGGGCCAUCGACCACUGACACAGACGCAAUCGUACUAUGCCCGGACGCAGGAACUGAAGGACUUGGGGAGUAACAUUAACGAGAUUUCGAGUACGGAUCACAAACUGGACAUGAUUAAGGACUACGAUUUCUUGAGUCGCACGUUAAGCAAUAUUACGACAGAUGACAUUACAAUGGACACCACUGACGAUUACACUUACGACGAUGACGAGCCAAGCAAAAACAUAGACUUUACUAAGGGGAGCAGGCCAAUAGAUAACCCGACUGCAUCCAAUGACAAUACAAAUACAAGUGUCGUAGCUAAUGAGACAUCGAAAAACUCAACAACGAACACGACUUACCUGGACGAUAACUUCGUGUUGCCCAUGCUGGACAACAAGACACAGACAACGUACGUGACAGAAAUGCCCAAGCCAAUGCUGAGCACCUCCAGCCGUAGCACAGCCAAUAGCAAAGUUACAGUUUUUACGGACAGCCUUGGCAAGCAGUUGGGCAGUAGCAUCUUGGCCGAUGCCGAGGACUAUGACGAACGAUCAGCAGCUGCAGCUACUGCAGUUGUUAAACAGUCGACCAACGUGGCCUUUGCCCCGAUUAACGUACUGACAAAACCGGACAGACCGGACAACUGGGUAAUAUUUAACAGGACUAAUGAGGAGCCGCCUCUCCCUCAGCCGCCAGCAGUGAGCUCGGGCAUGGGCGUUGAGCCCGCUGCAGAGAUCCCUAUGCCGUUUCAUAUCGUACGUGAAAAGCAGAAUAUACGCGAAGCAAUAGCACCGGAUACAAAACAAAAACCACAAAAUGAUACAAUCAAAAUGAGCACUAGAAAUUAG
Molecule: messenger RNA, 4863 nt
Organism: Drosophila arizonae
Lineage: Eukaryota; Metazoa; Arthropoda; Insecta; Diptera; Drosophilidae
Biological process (GO): response to oxidative stress
Molecular function (GO): peroxidase activity; heme binding
Source: RefSeq, a predicted model, not a curated record